CAUCCCUUCAACCAACCCCCACACACUACGUCUCUUUCUUCCUUCCUUCCCUCUAUCCUUAUCUUGAAAAAGCUCAUCACGGCGUACCAGGUAGAAAGACAACGAAUAACGACAAAUACAUCUCACCACUCGUAGAAAGUAUCAAACUCAUCAACAAAGCUUUCAAAACAACUUUAACCCAAAAUGGCCCCAUCUGCAUCGAAACAAAAACGUCUCGCGGAAAAAGCUGCAAAAGCAGCUGACAAGAAGACAGGAUCAACUUUAUCUUCUACCGUACCUUCUGUCGCUGGAGGAUCAACACCAUUGACUUCUUUGAGCGCUAAUGCGAGUACGGAUGAUUUGGUCGAUGCGCAGGAACAGAUGAGAAAGUUGAAUUUGGCUACUGAUAGGAGUGCGAACGGUGUUCUCGUUUCCGACCCAAAAGGAAGAGAUGUCAAGAUUGACCAAUACACCCUCAGUUUCCACGGUAGGUUGUUGAUUGAAGGAGCGGAGAUUUCUCUCAAUUAUGGACAACGGUAUGGUCUAUUGGGUGAGAAUGGGUCUGGAAAGUCGACUUUCUUGCAAUCUUUGGCAGAUAGGGAUGUAGAGAUUCCCGAUCAUAUCGAUAUUUACCUCGUCAGAGGAGCCGUCGACCCUGGUGAAACAAACGCUCUAGACUACAUAGUCGCCUCAGCCAAAGAAAAAGUCGCUCGUCUAGAGAAAAUAGCAGAAGAUAUGUCAACGGCUGACGAAGUCGAUGAAUUAGCUCUAGAAGCGAUAUACGAAGAAUUGGAAGAGAUGGAUCCUUCGACUUUUGAAGCUAAAGCGGGUGCUAUUUUAUCAGGAUUAGGUUUCACACAAACAAUGAUGGCAAAACCUACAAAAGAUAUGAGUGGUGGUUGGCGUAUGCGUGUAGCACUUGCCAGAGCUUUAUUUGUUAAACCUCAUUUAUUGUUGUUGGAUGAACCUACUAGUCAUUUGGAUUUAGGUGCUGUUGUUUGGUUGGAAGCUUAUUUAGCUACUUAUAAUCAUAUUUUGGAAGAGAUUGCGCAUAUCAAGAAAUUCAUCGCUUCCGCCGGUACAUAUGCCAAUUUGGUCAAACAAGCCAAAUCUAAACAAAAGAUCAUCGACAAGAUGGAAGCUGCCGGGUUAGUUGAGAAAGUCGAACAAGCCAGAUUGUUGAGAUUCAACUUUGAAGACGUCAGGAAACUUCCUCCUCCCAUCAUCGCGUUUUCAGAUGUAGCAUUUUCGUAUUCUGGUAAGAAGGAAGAUUAUUUGUACAAGGAUUUGAGUUUUGGUAUUGAUAUGGAUUCGAGAAUCGCCAUCGUAGGAGAUAACGGAACCGGUAAAUCAACACUUUUAAACCUCAUAACGGGAAAUCUGUCCCCCACAGAAGGUACAAUAUCCCGACACACUCAAUUGAAAUUAGCGAAAUAUUCUCAACAUUCAGCAGAUCAAUUACCAUAUGAUAAAUCCCCAGUUGAUCAUAUCGCCUCUUUAUAUUCUCAGAAAUUCCCAGAGAAGGAUAUUCAAUUUUGGAGACAACAAAUUGGAAGGUUUGGUAUUACUGGUGCACAUCAGACGAAUCCUAUUAAUCAACUGUCUGAUGGAUUGAGGAAUCGAGUAGUGUUCGCUCUUUUGGCUAUGGAACAUCCUCAUAUCAUUCUGUUUGAUGAACCUACCAAUCAUUUGGAUAUGGCAUCGAUCGAUUCCCUCGCAGCGGCUAUAAAAGAAUUCGAAGGAGGAGUAGUCAUCGUCUCUCACGAUUUCCGAUUGAUCUCUCAAGUGGCAGAAGAUUUAUGGGAAGUGAAAGAUAAAAAAGUGAUAAACCUUACUAAACAAGAUAUUACCAUUGUGGAUUAUAAAAAGGCUUUGGCUAAACGAAGUCAAGCUCAGAUCGAAAAAGCUAGACUCAUCUCAAAGACAGCUACCAAAGGUGUGGUGUAG
This is a messenger RNA of Tremella mesenterica DSM 1558, 1926 nucleotides long. RefSeq lists its product as uncharacterized. Bases 184 to 1926 code for a protein of 580 amino acids. The record is from RefSeq and is a predicted model, not a curated record. The transcript has 11 exons. Lineage: Eukaryota; Fungi; Basidiomycota; Tremellomycetes; Tremellales; Tremellaceae. Gene Ontology annotation, molecular function: ATP binding; ATP hydrolysis activity.